UGGUGAAAGUAACUAACCUAGUCUUCCCCACCACGCACCAUCCAACACCCCUAUGUGCCGACUUUGGUUGUUUAUACAAUACGCAUCAAACCCAUUUCUUAUUUUUCAAAGAUUCCCUCUUACACACCCUCACUUCACUCUACCACCCACCUCCUUAAUUUCUCAAUUCAUAUAUACUGCCAGGCCCCUAAGCUUCAAAUUUGGUGUAAUUUCUUGGGUCGUCAUUCUUUCUUUAAUUUCAUCUGCAUUUCUUUCUAAUUACUCCUCCAUUUCCCAUUACCUACUAUUUAUAUCCCCACCAAUCAAGAAUCCAUUAUCACCAUAACCAUUGGCUCUGCUUUCUUCACAGUUAAUAAGCUAAUUUAUCAACAUAAUUGUUCAAAACAAAAGAGAUACGUACAGAGACAUUACCAAUUAUGAGAAUCUCUAUGGCUAUCUCCACAUCUUUGAUGAUUCUGAGCCUUCUUUUGAUCACCUUCUGUCAAGGUAUAUUGGGGGCUACGUUUACAUUUGUGAAUAAGUGUGACCAUACUGUGUGGCCUGGAAUUUUGGGUAGUCCAAAACUGGACAGCACUGGUUUCGAGCUAACCAAAGACACUUCUCGUUCAUUUCAAGCGCCGACCGGCUGGUCAGGCCGUUUCUGGGGCCGAACGGGCUGCAAUUUCGACGACUUGGGAAUCGGUUCAUGUGCAACAGCCGAUUGUGGUUCUGGACAGAUGGAGUGCAACGGCGGAGGAGCCGCAACUCCGGCGACGCUAGCAGAGUUUACACUCGGGUCAGGUUCUCAAGAUUUCUAUGACGUGAGCCUAGUGGACGGGUACAAUUUGCCUAUGAUGGUGGAGGUGAGUGGCGGGUCAGGUCCUUGUGCAUCGACGGGUUGCAACGUGGACUUGAACCAAAAAUGCCCGACGGAGCUGAGGGUGGACGGCGGCGGCGCUUGUAGGAGCGCGUGUGAUGCUUUCAAGACUCCACAAUACUGUUGUGAAGGUGCUUAUGCUUCGCCGGCGACGUGCUCGCCGUCGGUGUACUCGCAGAUGUUCAAGUCGGCGUGUCCAAAAUCCUAUAGCUAUGCAUAUGACGAUGUGACAAGUACAUUCACAUGUUCUAAUGCCAAUUACAUCAUCACAUUUUGUCCUUCAUCUCUGCCCAGCAACAAAUCUUCAAAAUCAGACGGAUCGACAGAUGAAUCAGGAAGCGAGUCAGGUUCUGGGGCUCUUUCAGGUUCUGAAUCAGGAUCAGAUUCCAAACCACUACCUGGUUCUGAAUCAGGAUCAGGGUCAGGGGCGAUGGGUCAGACAAUGCUAGUGGAUGGAUCUUGGUUAGCAAGUUUGGCUACGGGGAGCUCGGCUAGUAAUCAACCUUCGACAAUUAUUCAAUUUAUACCACUAAUGGUGGCUUUUGUACUUUUUAUAGGUUCACUUGUGAAAUUAUAGAGUUUCUAAUUAC
This is a messenger RNA of Solanum dulcamara, 1446 nucleotides long. RefSeq names its product thaumatin-like protein 1. The transcript is spliced from 3 exons. Lineage: Eukaryota; Viridiplantae; Streptophyta; Magnoliopsida; Solanales; Solanaceae. Gene Ontology annotation, biological process: defense response. The record is from RefSeq and is a predicted model, not a curated record. Bases 417 to 1433 code for a protein of 338 amino acids. Gene Ontology annotation, cellular component: extracellular region.